GUUUUUUUCUGCCAUUGAGCAGAGAUACUCCCUGUAUUUUCCUUUUUGCGUGAUUCUACCGCUGAAAUCACUCAGGGAAUAUUUAUUAAUUAUAAAAAGAUAUGCCGGUUUAUGAUACGUUUACCUUCAGCAGAUUAAGAAGACAGACUUCAUAAUGGUGCUGAUUCUGAGGACAGAGAUGAGUCUUCUGCUGCUUCUUUUCUUACCUUGGGUGGUCUCUGCGGUAUUUCAGAUUGAAAACUUGGAUUGCCUCAACGACUAUGUAAACGAGAUGUUUUGCUUCUGGGAGAUUAUUCACUUUAGCGGGAGAUGCGCUGAUCAGUUUCGACUGACAUUCACUGAUGAGGAAUCAAAAGUGGAUGACUGCAUCCCAGAAAACAUGCGAGGAGCAAAUGGUUUCAUAUACCCCAAUAAAUGUAUCUGCUACAUUCCUGUUGAUUUCUUUGUAGUAUCUACCUUCUACAACAUUGAGGUGAAGGCUAAUGGAGAAGUGCUUCAAAUCAAAGAUAUAAGACCAUAUCAAAAAGUUAAGCCAAGAAGCCCAACCAAUUUAACACUGGAGCAUGAUAAUCAAGAGAACGUAAAGGUACACUGGGACACUGGCUAUUUAAAAAGUAAUCCUCUUCAUAAUCACCUGAUUUUUCAGAUUCAACUUACCAACAAGCAAGACCCAAAUGAGCUGAAAAACUUUGACCUCAAACAAGGAGAACUUUCCUAUGAAAUAUGCAAGAGCAAGCUGAAGCGUGGAUAUGAUUACAGGAUUAAAGUCAGGUCAAAACCAGGAACUAACUUUUUAACUGGAACAUGGAGUGACUGGGCCCCGGGUGCUGAAUGGCAUAAUGAUUACUGUUUAACAGACACUGAAAUUAUGAUGGUUGCCAUCCCAAUUUCCGGAGUACUAGCUAUCUUAUUCAUUUUAUUAUGCUAUUUCCUCGUCAUUAUUUGUAGGAAGAAGUGGCAGGAUAUUCCAGAUCCAUCAAAAAGUCAUCUGGCCCAGAGCAAACUAUUCAUGCCAGAUAUUGGCUAUUAUUCACAGGAACCAGUGUCAGAGCCAGCCUUGAAUAAUAACAUCUUGUCAUUAAUUUCUAAUAAACCAAGUCCAAAUAUAACUCUAGUUAACUGGUUUAACAAGUUGAUCUUUGGCGAGCCUGAAGACUAUUCUUUCAAUGGCGAUCGUAACAUUUUUGAAAGAGAAGACCCGAUAAAUUCACUUCUUAUCCCUGAGUUUACAGAAGUUGAAUACAUGGUGGAUAUCUGCCCACUUAAGGAUGAUCCAAGCAAUCCAAGCAAGGAUAAAAAAGAAGUUGAUGCAUUAGAAGACUUGGGAGAUCUACCUUUAGAGUUUGACAACUCAAUCAAUAAAAUGUUUCUUGAUAUUUUAAAUGAAAACCCUGUUGAACAUGAGGCACAAGUAACAAAUGACAUAGUAAGACAUGUUGCCGACAAAGAAAAUGCAUUUCAGAAUGAAAAAGAUUUUUCCCUUUUCAAGGAAAUCUGUGCGAAACAAGUACCAUAUGUGUCACAGAUUGCAACCAACUCUGUGUGCUCUUAUUACAACUGCAAGCAAGAUAGUUCUUUAGUAACAGACCUGUCAAAAUGUUGUUGUAAUAACCAUGACCAAAGUUUUCCACUGGAGUCGCUUCCUUACCGACCAGCAGGAGGAUUUGUUAAGAACAAUUUAGAUGAUGGCUUUGAUGAUGAUGAUGAUGACGUAUGUAAUAAAUUGGACUACAGCCUCCUUGCCAAGACAGCUGUAAUGUUACAAAACAAAAAUAUAAUCUUGAAUAGUUUAACGGAUGAAGAAAACUGUCUGUCCAUGAUUUUGGAAAAGUCCCAUAAGACAUGCCCUAGUGGCAAAUUUAAUCACAUGGCAAAUCUUUUUCUGUCUUUCUCCCAUAACAGACCCGAUGAACUUUGUUUCCAGCAAAAUGUAAUAAACAAUUCAGUCAAGUUGACAGUUUGCAACCCAACCGAAACCACUUUCAAGGAAGCACAAAAUGAUGCAGCAGAAACACAUGCCCCUACUAUGAUUGAAAUCUGUGGAUACCAGAGCUUUGUAGAUGCAGUUCAUCAAGAAGAAACACUGACUCAUUGUACUCUUGGAAAUACCAAAAUCCCCAUUACUGAAUAUAAAUCUUUUGAUAGCGCCCUGCAGGAGGCAAAAUAUGAGCCAGACUUGGAAAAUGGCAACCGCAUCUGUGAUUCACCCAUUCUUGUGUUUGGUGACUCUUGUAAUGGAGAUACAGAAGUGAAAAGAAUGUACAGUUAUGCCCUCCAAGCGCCAGUGAAUGAUGGUAGUAUAAGAAAUAAAAACUUGGUAGAAGUUCUUGGGUGCGAUUGUUCUGAUUCUCGAAAUAGCCAUUUCAAUGAGAGCUGCUUGGAUAAUUACUGUAAACAUGUUACAGUAUCAAUGAAGCAACAGUCUAUGUCUCCAGUUUCUUCCGAUCACUCCCACAGUGAAGGCACAGCAGCAAAUGUUCAUCAGGUAGAACAUGAGAAUAAUGGUGGGUCCAUAUAUGCUUUGACAUUUGACAUAUCCAACCAUUCCAGGAAUUUCAAAAAAGCCAUGGACUUAAAAUCCUCAGUUGGCAAGAACGAUGAUAAUAUUGUGAAUACGUUUUCAUUUAAACUUGAUCAUUUUAAAUCAAAUACCGAGAACGGAUUUGCCUCCGUUCAGAAUCACCAUUUUUUGGAUUAUCCAUCUGAAAGGCAAACGCUGGAAUUUGAAAAUAUCUCAUAUUUACCUAGCGUUUAAUCAUUAAAAACCAACCACAUCUGUUUCAAUGACUAAACAUAAACUGAUUGCAAAGGGAACACUUUUUCUUGUAUUUCUUUGCAUUCAAUGAAAGACACUGGAUCACUUUAACAAAAUUUAGGUUCAUAUCCUACUUAGAAAUUGUAUGAUGGAGGCUGCGGUCAAACAUGCAGACCAACGCGAGCCAUUUCACAGUGUUCACAAAGUUUACACAAGUUAAUAUGUAGAUGCCUGAGAGAGAGAGACCACCCCCUUUAGACAUGAAGCAGUGUAGUUGGUUCUUCACAUUGGGGGCAAGGAGGUUGUGUGAUGGCCUGCUGGGUGAUGUUGUGAUGGCUGAGAUUUUAAGAUCUAUAGUAGGUUUAGUAUCAGUUUUUGUAUAUUUUUGUAUAUUUUGUAUAUUUUAAUUGGGAUAAGUGAUGGGUUUCGCCGUUCGCGAAUUUUUUGCUGGGACAAAUUCGCCCAUCACUAAUUGGGAUAUUGUUCUAUUUAGAGAUUAA
This is a messenger RNA of Xenopus laevis (African clawed frog), 3255 nucleotides long. RefSeq lists its product as uncharacterized. Bases 155 to 2755 code for a protein of 866 amino acids. NCBI's taxonomy places the organism in Eukaryota, Metazoa, Chordata, Amphibia, Anura, Pipidae. The transcript has 9 exons. The record is from RefSeq and is a predicted model, not a curated record.